AUGCCAGGAAGUGCAUCAUGGAGCGGCAACCCUUCCAUCAAGGGCUCCACGGAGUCCAUGCGAAUGGUUCUUCUGACGUUCUGCCUCAUUGGACUUCAAUUCACAUGGGGCACUGAGAUGACCUGUAACGUCCCCUUUCCCGGAUCACAUGGCACACCCUACCUCCUACAACUCGGCCUCACGAAAUCGAGGACAUCUCUAGUAUGGAUCGCCGGACCACUAUCGGGCCUAAUAAUGCAGCCCGUCGUGGGCGCAUACGCGGAUAGAUCGACAUCAAGAUACGGCAGACGCCGUCCGUAUAUAAUUGUCGGUGCAGCCAUCACAGGCGUGGGCUUGCUCUUACUGGGCUGGACGUCCGAGGUUGUAGGGCUGUUCGUGCCCGAAGGCGAGACCAGGAACGACGCUACAAUCGUGUUGGCCGUAUUAUGUAUCUACGCGCUGGAUUUCAGUGUGAACGCGGUGCAAGCGUGCUGUCGCAGCUUGAUCGUGGAUACACUGCCUGUCUCGCAACAGCAGGCUGGGUCGGCAUGGGCGUCGCGGCUCACCGCGGCAGGUCAUCUGCUGGGCUACUUCAUCGGCACGUUCGACUUGGUUAAGAUAUUCCCGGGGUGGCUGGGCGGAAACACCCAAUUCAAGAAGAUGACUGUGAUUUCGGCGCUGGCUCUGUGGAUCACGACGGGCGUCACGUCCUGGGCAGUCUCCGAACGAGUCAGACUGGCAGGCGACGAGGACAGGGCUUCGAUCAAGGAUGUUCUGGCGAAUCUGUGGCAUAGAACGCUGAACUUGCCGCCGCGGAUACAGUGCAUCUGUUGGGUACAGUUCUGGAACUGGGUCGGAUGGUUCCCCUUCCUCUUCUACUCUAGCACAUUCGUCGGCGAGAUCUACUAUCGCUACGAACAUCCUGCCCCGGAGGCUGGGUCGAAAGACGAGCACGACGCCCUAGGCAACAUCGGCAGGCUAGGCAGUAUGGCAUUGGUCAUCUUCUCACUCAUCACCUUCGGGUCGUCAGUCCUGCUGCCGUACAUCAUUCGUUCCCCGGAAGCGCCACAGGAGAAGUUCACGCCUCGACCGCCCGCUUCGUUGGCUAAAGCCGCGCAAACGAUUUUGGUCAAAGCGCACAAGUUGCAGCCGGACUUGACAUCUGCGUGGAUGUACUCGAAUUUGCUUUUCGCGGUGAUCACGAUCUACGCGCCCUUCGUCCGCAGUCUUGCCGCUGCUACCGCUCUCGUUGCUUUGUGCGGUGUGCCAUGGGCGGUAUCGUGCUGGGCUCCUUUUGGAUUGCUGGGCAUCGAAAUCAACAAGAACACUGAAGGUCCGCGGGCGAAUGUGCAUGGGUCGAAUGUCCCUGGAUACACGGCUGUUCGGGGCACUGCUGAUGAAGACGAAGACGACGAUAUAGAAAUGGAGGAAGGGCACACCGGCGUGCUGCGAAUCAAUCAUCCGGAUGAAUCUAAUGCUCAUUCGUCUACGGGCGAGCUGGCGGGCAUUUACCUUGGUGUGUUGAACGUCUAUACGACUUUACCGCAGUUCGUGGGCACAUUUGUUAGCUGGAUCGUCUUUUCCCUCUUGGAGCCUGGCGGGAAUGAUCAUGUGGCGGAUGAGGAUCCAGACCAUCAUCGCUGGCUGAACCUCAAGAAAAAUGCGCCAAACGCGAUCGCGAUCUGCAUGUUCAUUGGGGCAUUGUGUUCCGUGGUCGCAGCGGUAAUGGCGAGGCGACUGAAAAAGUUGCUUUGA
Exophiala viscosa is the source of this 1734-nucleotide messenger RNA. Its product is annotated as major facilitator superfamily domain-containing protein. The record is from RefSeq and is a predicted model, not a curated record. Gene Ontology annotation, cellular component: plasma membrane. The transcript has 3 exons. The coding region runs from base 1 to 1734 and encodes 577 amino acids. NCBI's taxonomy places the organism in Eukaryota, Fungi, Ascomycota, Eurotiomycetes, Chaetothyriales, Herpotrichiellaceae. Gene Ontology annotation, molecular function: sucrose:proton symporter activity.